AUUUCGCAAAUUUGUAAAUUUUGUUCAGUUUCUUAAUAAACUUUUCUUUAAAAUUAUGAUAACACUAAAUGAUUCCUUGGACACCUCUAACCUUGAAGAUAACUCUGAUUUUAAAAAUUUAGGAAUUAAUCAAGAUAUAAGGGGAAAUUUGUGUUUUCACGAAAUUAAUCAUCAUGAUCAAUUUAUAAUUGAAAAAUUUAAUGUAAGCCAAGCCAAUUCUUUUGAAUCUCUUGACCAUAUAUCAUUAGAUCAUCAAAAAAUAUCUUUUAAUAUUGAUUAUGCAAAAAUUAUCAAACAAAACAAGGAAAAAUUUGUGGUGUAUACAAUUAUACUAAAUAGACCAAAUUUUCCAGAAAUAAAGGGGAGUAUUGAGAGGAGAUACACCGAUUUUUGCUUUUUACAUGCUUCAUUAAAAAAAUCCAAUUUUAUAACUAUAAAUGAAAUAUUUUUACCGCAAAGAUUUUUACUGGGGAAUUUUCAAUAUGAUACAAUUUACCAUAGAAGUCGUGCUUUUGAAACAUACUUGCAUCAAUUAACAAAAGUGACCGAAAUAUUUAAUUCCCCUGGUUUUAUCCAUUUUUUUAUGGGGCCGGAAAAAGAAUUGGCAUUACGACUCAUCGUGACCUCGGAUUAUAAUAACGCUCUAAUAGUACUCAAAAACGUUUUGAAUAUACAAAGAUUAAUACAAGAUCCCAAUACUAGCAAACUAAUUUAUACUAUGGCUUUAUUGAGCCUGGCAUAUAGAGCAAUCAAAAGCUAUCAAUUAUGUUGGGAUACCCUGAUAUCAAGUUUAAAUGCAAUUUUAUCUGUUCUUUUAAGAGCUCAUAUCAGAUCUAAUGUCUACACUCCUAGCAAGGCAUCAACUCCAUCCUUUGACCUACUCAUUAACAAUCUACAAACUUUUAUCCAGGUAUCUUAUACAAUUGCUAUUUCAAAAAACAUGGAAAAGUCCAAAGAAUACUGUGAUGCUCUGAAACUCAUUUUUCCCAUUUCCAAAAUUGCCAUUGAUAUGGCAUGGAAACUAGGGAGACAAGAAGAUAAAACAGUUUUGCAAUCGCUUAUAGAAAGAUUAGAAAAUUUGAUAGAUUUACCAAAAGGCAAUGAUAUAGAUAGCUGGAAAAAAAUUAAUACAAUCAAAAAUGAUGAUAAAAAUGUGACCAAAAUCAUAGAAAUAAUAAAUGAAUCUUACCUAACUUAGAAUUGUAACAAAAAAUCUAUAUUAUAACAA
This is a messenger RNA of Gordionus sp. m RMFG-2023, 1228 nucleotides long. Its product is annotated as sorting nexin-21-like. The record is from RefSeq and is a predicted model, not a curated record. Gene Ontology annotation, cellular component: early endosome membrane. Gene Ontology annotation, molecular function: phosphatidylinositol phosphate binding. Gene Ontology annotation, biological process: protein transport. NCBI's taxonomy places the organism in Eukaryota, Metazoa, Nematomorpha, Gordioida, Chordodea, Parachordodidae. The transcript has 5 exons. Bases 56 to 1198 code for a protein of 380 amino acids.